AUGGCUUCAGCGCGGUUUCUCCGCCCAAGUCACCUUCAUAUUCAUGGUGGUUUUACCUCUGCGCUUCCCGCCAUUCCACCCUUCUCACGCAACCGUCUUACCUCGCUCGACCGGGUUUGCUUCUUUACGAACCGGUCCCUGCCUCCUCUGUGCGCGGUGCCCAAGAUUGGUUUCUCAGCAGCAAAAGAUGAAGCCGCUUCUCAACGCAUAGUUAGCUUCGAUGAUAAUCUUAAGAGUCUUGCCCGCGAGAUGUUUGAUGUAAUGUAUAAAACCGAUGGUAUUGGUCUCUCAGCACCCCAAGUUGGAAUUAAUGUUCAACUGAUGGUGUUCAAUCCAGUGGGUGAACCUGGGGAAGGAGAGGAAAUUGUUCUUGUAAACCCAAGAGUUAGCAAAUACUCAAAGAAACUGUCAAUUUUAAAUGAAGGGUGUCUAUCAUUUCCUGGAAUAUAUGCUGAUGUGAAGCGAGCUGAAUCAGUGAAGAUUGAUGCACGUGAUGUAAAUGGAAAUAGAUUUUCAUUCUCGUUGGAUGGGCUUCCUGCUCGAGUAUUCCAGCAUGAGUUUGAUCAUCUGCAGGGGAUUCUUUUCUUUGAGAGAAUGACUGAAGAAGUUCUCGGUAAUAUCCGUGAACAGCUACAGGCCUUGGAAAUGAAGUAUGAACAACUGAUUGGAGUACCAAGUCCUGAAAAGAUACAAAACAGGAGGGAAAGAAGGAAUGCUGUCGGUUUUGGGAAAUCGUGAUCAAACCUUACCCAGUCAAUAUCAGGUACAACCAUAAGCUCAACACCUACAAAGAUUUCGAAUUCGAAACGUUUCGAGUUUGCACAAGUAUUGGCAGGGGACUGCUCUGCAAAGAGAAAGCUGGCUGAAACAUAAAACAUUCUUUUUGACGCAAGUCCUUCUGGCCCAGAAAAGUGAGAUUUCUAAUGGAUCCUAUUCGUUUCUUAGCUAUGAAAGAAAAUUCAACGAAAAUCAGAGUAUAGAAGAACAGGAGUGCUAAAAAUGAAAUCAUCCUCUCUGUCGCAUUAUCAAAGUGUUCAUUCAUCAUAUUCUGUUUAUAAAAAUACUCUUCUAAAAAUGUUAUUUGUUGUUAUUAAAUUUGGUUCCUUUUGUCAUGCAUCUAGAAAAAACAAGAUAUUCUGAGUGUUUCAAUAACAUUUAAUAUAAUGGAAAUCAGGUUUCUGAAUCUAUGAUAGGUUUAUAACACACUCAAUCAUUUGUAUUGUAAUUGAAUUAACAGCGAUAUUUGAGUUUAGCAUGAGAAGAUCUGGUGAAAGAAUAGUUGUGUAAAAGCUAGAUAUUAUGAGUAUGAAGUCGAACUCGAGAAGAUUUGUGGUAAAGACUAUCUUGUAA
Messenger RNA from Arachis duranensis, 1350 nucleotides. Its product is annotated as peptide deformylase 1B, chloroplastic/mitochondrial. The record is from RefSeq and is a predicted model, not a curated record. Gene Ontology annotation, cellular component: chloroplast; mitochondrion. Gene Ontology annotation, molecular function: peptide deformylase activity. NCBI's taxonomy places the organism in Eukaryota, Viridiplantae, Streptophyta, Magnoliopsida, Fabales, Fabaceae. The coding region runs from base 1 to 738 and encodes 245 amino acids. Gene Ontology annotation, biological process: peptidyl-methionine modification. The transcript has 7 exons.